AUGGCCAUCAUUCCUAACGACCUUCCCGGUCUUGUGGCCCAACUGUCAGCUCUUGUCAACGCCUCCCGUGACAAUGUUCCCACUCCAGCUAUAGAAGAACUUGCCGAAAAGAUUCUUUGGGCGACCAGACCUGUCCUGCCUGACCCCAUGUUACGGAUGUACAAUUAUGUCGAAAUUGUUGUCCUCAGACUUUUCAUAGAUUGGGAAGUCUUCGAGAACAUUCCCCUAGAAGGAACUAUCUCCUACGCCCAGCUUGCAAAGAAAGUAGACGCAGACGAGUCGCUCCUCAGACGUUACGCAUGGGCUCUCGUGGCACGCAGAAUACUGCGCCAACAAGGCGAAGAUGAUAUAGCGCACACAGAGGUAUCCAAGGUCUAUCUCCCCGGUCGACCGGAGAGAAACAUGUUUACGUUCUAUUAUGAUGAGAUGUUCUCCACCUGCGUAAAAAUGCCGGCAUUUUACUCCCACUAUGGCCGCCAUGAACCCCGCUCCCAAAAUCACACACCCUACUCCUUCGGUCACGGACAGCCGGAAAAGACGUUGUGGGAAAUCUGUCAUCAGCAACCAGAGCGAUUGAAUCGUGUUAUGGAAGCCAUGGACACAGCGCAACAUGGACCCACGUUGGCGGGCUCAUACGACUUUACAUGGCUUCGCGGGAAGAUCUCCAGCGAACAGCAUCGAGACAGAAUACUUUUCGUGGACGUUGGCGGCGGUAAGGGGCAUAUUACCAAGGCUGUAUUGCAGCAGAAUCUCUUCAUUCCCCACGGACGCGCGGUGUUGGAAGACCGGGAAGAAGUGAUUCAGCAGGUGAUGAGCAAUCGCGACCCAGGACUAUCGGAUGUGAAAUUGCAAGCCCACAAUUUCCACGACAAGCAACCGAUUGAGAAUGCUUUGGUAUACUUCAUCUGCCGCUGUCUGCACAACUACAGCGAUGAUGUAUCAGCCAACAUCUUGACUCGGCUCAGCAAUGCAAUGGCACCAGAUAGUAAAGUGCUCAUUGCCGAAACUGUCAUGGAUAAUCCGCCGAUGGCGAUGCAGAGCAUGUUUGACUUUACCAUGAUUAACAUCGGUGGCAAGGAAAGGACUUUGAAAGGAUGGACUGAGCUGGCGGCUCGUGCUGGGUUGAAGGUGGAGAACGUUUAUGGACGCGGUCAAUUUAUUCAGAUCAUUGAAUGUGUAAAGUAUUGA
Messenger RNA from Colletotrichum truncatum, 1188 nucleotides. RefSeq names its product o-methyltransferase. Gene Ontology annotation, molecular function: O-methyltransferase activity. The record is from RefSeq and is a predicted model, not a curated record. NCBI's taxonomy places the organism in Eukaryota, Fungi, Ascomycota, Sordariomycetes, Glomerellales, Glomerellaceae.